CCCAAUAAUAACAUUAUUGAUCCAUCAAAUCCUCAUGAAAGCAAAUUCCUUUUUCUUCUUUCCCUUUAAUUUCCAAGAUAGGCCCGAAUCAUGUGAAAAACUGGGCUAGAUGCUUAAUAUGGUUAAAAUAUCACAAAGAGAGUCCACAGCCACUGUGCAUGAAUUCGAUGAUGAAAAGUGUGGCUUGGUUGAUCUUGGUUGACUGAAUUACUGUAUUGCUGUGUUCUUGAUUUUUUUCGAUUUUUUCCGUCAUGAAACCAUCACAUCUACCAGGCUUUUACGUGCAGGAACUUCAUCCCAGCACGAUUUUGCCGUUUCUAGAACAUACUCGGAUGAACGUUUAAAGUAUAGGCCAAAUAUGGGAAUCCGAGUGGAUCAAUAUCCCCCAGAACUCCCUGAACCGGCAAGAUCCUGAAACGUCAAAAUAGGCGAAAGAAAGCUUUUGAAACGUGCGAACAGGGGCUUUCCAUAGCGAAGUGUCUAGAUGACGACUAUCCAAUUUACCAAUUUACCCCUCAAUAUAAAUUCAUCUAAUGACAGCCUCAUGGCGUACCUUCCCCUCUAUUGAUCGAUCCACUUUUGAAUGAAGUAGAUACAUGAUAUAAAACGAAACAAAUGAGAGAGAAGGGAUUAGGAACCUCAAUCAAGCAUAUAUCAAACUUUACCGGGACAGUGGACACAGUCGAGGCUCGAAUAGAUGAAUUCGAAGACUGAAGCUUUUUGGGCCAUUGACAGUGGGUUAAUGACAAUGGAUUCAACAAGGAUAGGAGUAUUUCAAACUUUUGAAAGUACAAAAAGGUUUGCAUCUGCGCAAGAUUUGACUUUUCUCUCUGUAUCGCAAGAAUCGUUUCUUUCUCUUCCGUUCCUUCUCUCAUUCCUUCCUUUGAGUUGUUGCCUUGACGGUAUACAUUCUUUUUCAAUUCAUUCUUUUCUUAAACUCUCAUUGACAGGUCUGGUGACCAUUUUCCGAAAUCAACAACUUCAUAUACACAUUCAUUCAAAUUAAACAAUCGCAAGAAACACAUCUCGAAAUUUCAAAAUGCGUACUUCUCUACUCACUCUUGGCUUUGCUGCCAGAGCUCUUGCUCAAACAGCUGUCUCUUAUGUGGAUGCCAACACUGGGAUCACAUUCGAGGGUGCAACAGACACAACAGGAUUCCGAUUCGGUAUGGUCAUGGAGGCCAAUGCCACAUCUGACUUCAUCGGACAAAUUGUCAUCCCAAGUACAGCUGGUUCAGGAUAUGGAGGUGUUUCAUUAACUGGUAGUAUGGUUGGCAGCAUGUUGAUUGUUGCUUGGCCCAGUGGAACUGAUGUCAUUGCAUCGUUGCGCGAGACCAGUGGAUACACUUCUCCAGGUGCCUACGCAAAUGCCACGGCACAAUUGUUGCCAAUUGCAAAGGGUACCUUUGUCAACUCAACCCACAUGUCAUAUACUUUCCUUUGCCAAGCUUGUAUUGGAAACACUUAUACUUUGGCGGCUGGUGCUACUCAGGUCGUUGUUGGAUGGGCUUAUGGUAACGGCACAGUCACAAAUGCUGCCUCUGCUACCGAUGCGACUUUCAGUUAUCACGGUACUGGGUAUGGUGACUUCGGCAUUCAAACUGCCAGUGCUGCGAACGAUAACUACGCCACAUGGGCUGCUAUGGCCAGCGCUGCCACUGCCAGCAACACAACUGCAUCUACCACUACUACCACUUGCUCAAACACUACCGUAUCAACUUCUAACUCAACUUACGAUUACAUCAUCGCAGGUGCAGGUCCAGCUGGUAUCAUCGUUGCAGAGCGUCUUGCCGAGAGUGGUGCAUCUGUCUUGAUGUUAGAAAGAGGAAACGUUUCCACCUAUGCUACUGGUGGUAGAUCCACUGUUUCAUGGAACGACACCGUCACCCAAUAUGAUGUUCCUUCCAUGGCAUACUAUCUCACAUCCGCUUCUGUCUCCGAUGAAUACUGUACAGACACUGCUUCAAUGGCUGGAUGUAUUCUUGGAGGUGGUACUAUGGUCAAUGCCUUGAUGUUCGUCCGUCCACAAGAAGCUGAUUUCGAUGACAAAUGGCCAACUGGAUGGAAAUGGACCGAUGUCAGUGCAUCCGCCGACAGACUCUAUGAGCGUAACCCCGGUACUACCAACCCUACCUCAAACUCGCAAAGAUACGAUCAAAGCGUAUGGAACGUUCUCUCUUCAUUCUUGGGUAACCUUGGUUGGUCCGAAGUUGAUGCUAUCGAAUCACCAAACUCAAAGACUCUAGCUUACUCUCAUCCACCAUGGGAUAUCCAAGAUGGUCUCCGUGCUGGUCCAGUCAAGUCUUACUACCCGCUCGCUACUGCCAUGAGCAACUUCAAAGCUCAAUUCAAUACUAAGGUCGUAAGAGGUAUCCGAAGCACCACCAACGGUACCACAUUCUCUGGUGUUGAAGUUGAAAACUCCAACACUGGUGUACGUCAAAUCAUCAACCUCAAUGCAGGUGGUAAACUUAUUCUCGCUGCUGGAGCCAUGUCUACUCCUCGUAUCUUGAUGAACAGUGGAAUUGGUCCAACCGAUCAAAUCACCACUGUGAAGAACGGAAGCAGCUGUGUUACUCUCCCAGCUGAAUCUGACUGGAUUAACCUUCCAGUUGGAAAGAACCUCAAGGACCACCCAAUCUUCACCCUCACUUUCAACGUUACCGGUGCAAUGGCUAGCAACUCCACCUCGUUGGCGUCAACUGAUUUCACCUCUCCAAGUACUGCUAACAUCGAUCUCUUCGCCCAACAAACCGGACCACUUGUGCAAUCUGGUCAAAGAUUGAACUUCUGGACUUCCGUUAACACCACCAGCGGAACCAAGUACAUCCAAGGAACCUGUAACUCCCCCGCUAGUGGUCAAAUCCGCAUCAAGCUCUACCUUACCCAUGGUUUGACAUCCACUGGUGUUCUUGGUAUUACCAGUUCCGGUGCCACAGAAUUCACUACUAACCCAUGGAUGAACACCGCCGACGAUAAAUCUGCCAUCGAAACCAUUAUUGACUACUUUCUCAAUGCCGCCAAGAACAGCACCAUGCUUACACCAUCUGAUAGUACCAUAACCGGUGCUUCUUUGGUCUCCGCUGGUACUUACGUUACCGGUGAUCAUUUCACCGGUACUGCUAUUAUGGGUGAGACCAACGAUGGAACUUCAGUUGUCGAUACCAACACCCAAGUCUGGGGAACCGAUAAUUUGUUCGUCGUGGAUGCAUCUAUGCACCCUGAUAUGCCAACUGGUAAUACUCAAGCUAUCAUCAUGGUUGCUGCUGAGCAAGCCGCGCAGAAGAUCUUGGCAUUAGCUGGAAAGACUAUCUCCUCUACUGCGUCCACCACCACUUCAUCUUCAGCUUCUUCGGGAAGCAGUGUUGCUUCAGCUCCAGCAGUCUCAAGCGCCGCUGCAUCCGCAUCGGCUGUUUCUGGAGCUACUACAUCUGCUUCCUCGGCAGCUGCUAGCUCUGCAUCUGGUGAUGAUGACGAUGAUACCUGCCCAUUCGGCUAUGAGCUUGACGAAUAGAGUAUUGUAAAUAUUCCAGCGUUUCAAUUGAACGAAUAGAGGAGGAAGGAGGAGAAACUGUUUCUUUGUAUAUAUAUCCACAUAGUUCUUGAUAGCGUUAUUGCAAUUCAUGUAUAAAUUUUACAUUUUAUAUGUUCACCCACACC
Botrytis deweyae is the source of this 3660-nucleotide messenger RNA. RefSeq lists its product as uncharacterized. Gene Ontology annotation, molecular function: flavin adenine dinucleotide binding; oxidoreductase activity, acting on CH-OH group of donors. Lineage: Eukaryota; Fungi; Ascomycota; Leotiomycetes; Helotiales; Sclerotiniaceae. The record is from RefSeq and is a predicted model, not a curated record. Bases 1040 to 3514 code for a protein of 824 amino acids. The transcript is spliced from 2 exons.